This is a messenger RNA of Saccostrea echinata, 4930 nucleotides long. RefSeq names its product zinc finger CCCH domain-containing protein 18-like. NCBI's taxonomy places the organism in Eukaryota, Metazoa, Mollusca, Bivalvia, Ostreida, Ostreidae. The transcript is spliced from 18 exons. Gene Ontology annotation, molecular function: metal ion binding. The record is from RefSeq and is a predicted model, not a curated record. The coding region runs from base 99 to 3905 and encodes 1268 amino acids.
UUGGUCUUAACUAGAGAAAGUUCAUAGCAUAAAACAAGAACCUUACUCACCAAAUUCAAGAUCGGAUUGUAUCUUUGUGGAUCCACUGUGAAAUCCUAAUGGAUGAUGAUGCUAAUGCAGUAACACCAACCAGGGAUGAAAACUCUGAUGUCGACCAUAGUAUCGAUGAAGUAGCAAACAGUAAUGAUAAUGAUGAUCAUAAUGAAGAUGUUUCUGGGGAAGUUAACCUGGAAGACAAUGGAAUCGGUAGUCCUUCACAUGGAAGAGAUGUAGAAGAGGAAGACCUUGGUGUGGAAGAUAAACAAAAUGAGGAAAUUUUAAACAGUCCUACAACUCCUCAAAGUGUGAGUGAGGACAAUGUAGAAAGCCCAGGUAUAGAAAAAACAGGUGAAAGAAUUUCUGAUGAAUCUGAAAGUAGAGAAGAUGAUGACAAAGUGGAAAAGGAAGUGGGAGAUGAUGCAACAUGUGAACCUGAAAAGGAAUCUAAUGCUGAUGGUAAUGUGUCAAACUUCAGAUAUGAGGAGAAUCAAACUGAAGAAAAAUCCUCAGAUAUUGAAAAUGACGUAGAGAAUAAUAGUGAUAAUGUGAGUGAAAAUUUAGAAGAUAGUGAAACAAUGAAUAACACAUCUCAGGAAGACAUAGAUAACACACAAUCUAGUAGAACUUCAUUUGAAAAUGCAGCAGAAACAUCAAAUCAACAAGAUUUGCAGACUAGUCCAUUUGCUGAUAUUCAAUCUGUUGGAAGUGUUAAUGAUGAAGGAAGUGUUUCUCAGGAUCAAUUCUUAGAUAGGUCAAGUCAGGAAGGACAUAGUGAUGUGGAAGCAUUUUCGCCAUAUUUAACAUCACAUGAUCACAGUCACCGUCGUAGCAGAAACAUAGAGGGAAGUGAUAUUGAAAGUGAUGAAGACAAUGAAUGGGAUGGGGAUCAAAGCAGACAACCUGUCGAGGAAGGGGAAACAGUUGAUGAUACUACACAAGACUCUGUAAGAGAAAAUGAGGACUCAAUGGAUGUAGGUGAAAAUUCUGGUUUAAAUGUAAUGAGAGGAACUGAUGAUGUUUCAAGUGAGGAUGAGAAUGAAACACAGUCAAAUGAAGUGUCUCAGUCUGAAUUUAGUCAGGGAAAUGAGGAAGAAAAGGGGGGAGAGGAUGAAGGAGAAAUUGUUGAUAAGGAGGAAAUGGUGGACAAUCCUUUAUCUCCUGCUGAGGAUAUCAGUGAAAGUGAGGCAGGUGAACUGUCUGAUAAUGAAGAGGAGGAGGAGGAGAAAGAUGUGGGAAAAGCAAAAAUUCAGGAUGAAGAAGAGGACUGGAAUUUAGACUUAACCAAACAAGGAGAUAAUGUUCAAAGUGACAGACCACUUGCGGAUGCUGAAGACAUAAAUAGUCCUGAAAGUGACCUACAGGAAAGGGAAAAAACUCCCAUCAGGGACUUAGAAUCUGCAGCCUCUCCAAUUUCUGAGGACGGUAACUUGUCUGAUAUUGACAUGGAGAAGAGGCGACGUGAAAUGUACAAUGACAUAUCAGACGAGGAGGAUUCUUUUAGUGAUGACGGAAAAGUUGAUGACUAUAAAGUAGAUAGUGUUGUUAAAGAGUCAAUCAAAUCAAGUGACAUGGCUUCCAAGAGGCCAGAGGUGAAAAGAGACAGGAAGGUGGAGAAAUUUCACAGUCAGACCAGCAUGGGGGAGGAGCAGGUAGAACUGGAUUAUGAUGAGGAAGUCGGAGAGGAAGAGGGGCGUGGUCACGAGGACAAAGAGAAAAUUGAUGACAGCAGAGCUGGGGAAAAUGAGGUCGAAAAGAAAGAGGCUGAAGAGGGUGAAGCACAUUCUGAUGAUGGUGAACUGGAUGAUGAUGAAGAUUGUGAGGAGGGAGAAAUCAGGGAACCUGGGUCCAGGAAGCCUUUUAUUCCUCCCAUCUGUCGAUUCUUUACUAGAGGAGCCUGCACUUGGGGAAAUAACUGCAGAUUUCUACAUCCAGGUGUCAAUGAUAAAGGCAAUUACAGGAUGAUAGAGCGGCCAGGGUUUGGACCUGCAAGUUAUGGACAGGGUAGUGGUCCUUGGCAAGGCCCAGGAGAGAAACCUGCAGUGGAAGAGGUUGAAGAGGAAGAGUUACCUCCCCCUCCUAUGCCUCCAAAAGUAGAAACAGCCUGGGAGAGAGGACUGAGGCAUGCUAAGGAGCAAUUAAAGAAAGCUAACAUGAGAAAAGAGCAGGAAACAGAUUUUGAACACAAGCGACUAAAUUUAUCUGUAGAGGAAGAACGUGAAUUUAAUAAGGAAAACGAUCGCUACAAAACCUUGCACAGGGACCCAUAUUAUGACCAGUAUGAUGAUGAGUAUUAUGACAAGCUGCCCUCAAAGCGAUCUCCCAGUCCUAUUGGUUGGCAGCGUGGUCAGUAUGAAAAUUUUGAGGUCCGCUGGACAAGAGAGCCAGAGUGGGUGCCUCCUCCAGUGUCUCAUUAUCACAGGGAAAGGGAACAUCAUAAAUUUAUCAGGGAAUCUUUUCCAGGCAGGCAUCCAGCAGAAAGAUUUGAAAGAAAACCAUCCUCUCAGAGAAGUAAGCCAUGGGUAGAGGAACCUGCUCCACGUGAGACGAGGGAUGCUCCUGUACACAGACAUACAGCUGACGUUUGGCAUGACCCCUGGAGAAGGUCAAAGUCACCAAAAAAGAAACCAAGAGGUUCAAGAAGUAGGUCAAGAGGAAGACGGCGAUCUAGAAGAUCUUAUAGUUACUCAUCUUCAUUUUCAUCAGGUUCAUUCUCGGGUUCAUCACGUUCAAGGUCACGGUCAUCAUCCUAUAGUUCAUACAGUAGUCGUUCUGGUAGUCGUACCUCUUCUAGUUCAAGAUCUCCAACCAGGUCACCAAUGAAACGUAUCGGAGGUCCACAUGGCAGGCAGCCUCCAGGAAAACAAGAUGGAGGAAAACCAAGAAGUGCUAUAUCUGGUCAGCCAAGACAGCCUGGCCCAAUCAGACGACAGCCAAGUCAGAAUCAGGGUGGUCCACCUGGCAAAGUACCACCUGGUGGUCCCCUAUUAGGUAGACAACGCUCUCAACCAGGAAUACCAGGAGCCCCUCAGCAAGAUCCCAAUCGUGGAAGGGUGCCCAAGAAUAAACCGGAGCCACCAUCUCUUCAGCAGCCCCCGCAGCGGCCCCAGGGACCACCUCAGAGACCUGGACGGCAGUCUAGAGGACAUAGGAGUAGCAGUGGAUCUAGAUCAAGGAGCAGGUCCUCCUCAUCUGGAUCAUCACGGUCCUCCAGUGCCAGCAGUGUGUCCUCAGCCAGCAGUCAUUCUUCAAGUAGCUCCUCGGGAAGUGCCGAUUCAGAGCACCUAUACCGAGGAGUGGGUGGGGCCAAAGAAGGGUCACCUGUCUCUCCAAAGAAAAAGAAAGCAAAAACAGGAAAAGGGCCUCAGCCUGGUAAGGUAGAGAGGAAACCUGCAGCACCAGUUGGCAGUAGGUCCUCCCGAGGAAGUCGCAAUGAACCAAGUCAAGCUCCAGUGACCUCAAAACCUAAAGAUCCACUGAAAGUGGUGGGAUCAAAGCAGAACAUCAAGUUAACUCUUCUGAAUAAGCCAAUGGAGAAGGAUAAACCAGGUGGCAUGGUGUCCAAGAAGAGGCCCUCCAUAGAUGUUGAUGCUCCUCCUGCCAAGAGACCAGCUUUGUCUGCUCCAGUACCAUCAAAACCAGAUAAAAAAGUGAAGAAACCAGAAAAGCCAGUUGUUGCAGCUCCUCUCUCUCCAACAAAGACUGCUUCAAAGCCAACCCUUCCCACAAAGAACCCACCCAAAGGCCCUCCAGCUGCUACAAGUGCCCCCAAAGAGAAGAAGAGCACAUCCUCACGUCGGGAGGAGCUCCUAAAACAAUUAAAGGCUGUGGAGGAUGCCAUAGCUCGCAAGAGGUCCAAGUUGAAUUGAUGAAGUGGCACAUAGGAUUUUUAAUGUGUGUACAGGUCAUGGCAUUUUUUUUAAGGAAACAUUUCUUAGAUAUUCACUUCAUCCAUUUCUGUUAUUCACAAAGUCUUGACACUUAUAGAUCAGGUUUUAAGAUGCUUUUAUGAAUGGUGUAAUAAUAUUGAAUGAGAGAAAGGGCAUGUUUGUCCCACAUCUAUGUGGAUUCUCAUUUUCUUCAAAGGAAAAUGAUAAUGAAUACCAAAUACUUUAUUUUUGGGCUGUACUGAUUGGCAAAGAUUGAAAUAGGUGAAAGUGAUUUUUUUUUUCAUUUUAUAUGGCACAUAACAUACUGUUUGCUAUAAGAUUUAUGUGUAUAUGUAUAUAUUGUAAAUUUCAUAGUGUAAUUUUAUAGACAGAUGCAUCACAGUGAGUGUUUGUGUCUUGUAAAACAAGUGCAUGUGAAUGUUUUUAUUCAUAUAUUACACUUCUUUGUUCUCACAAGUAAAUCUACAGUGUAUAUUUCACUGUCCAGGCAAUUUAUUUACAUCGUUAAAUGCAGUUUAUUAUGAUUCUGAUUUCUUUAUAUUUUCAACAUUAUUUUAAAAAGGUCUGUAUUAAAUAGUAUUUUGCGUUAAGUGAGUAUUUUCUAUCAUAUACUGGAUUUUCAUUAAAGUAAGGAAAUUUUUGUGGCACUAUAAUGGGUGAUAUGCUUUCCUGAAUAUAACUUAUGAUAUUUGAUUACUGUGUUAAUAUUCAAAUGAAGUCAAUGAACCUCAAUUUGUACACAUUUACUUUUAUGACUUAUACAUUCAUUGGGAUAACAUGUUUGCUUUGUACAAUGUAAGACUUGUAUAUUUGCAAAAUGGAAGUUUUAAACAUGUACAUUUUUAUUACAUUAACUUGCAUGAAGCAAGUAUUUUAAUUUCCUGCUGUUUGUCUAGCACUUUGAUAUUCCACAUCUAUCGAUGUUAGGAGAUGAAGCCUGAUUAAAUUUCAGAAUAACCUGCCUAUAUUUUACUAGGAUUUCAAAAUAAAAUCAAUGAUUUGAA